AUGGAGAAGAUUUCAGUGUCAGCAUUCUUGCUACUUGUGGCCCUCUCCUACACUCUGGCCAAAGAAACCACAGUCAAACCAGGAGCUAAGAAGGACACAAAGGCCUCUCAACCCAAACUGCCCCAGACCCUCUCCAGAGGUUGGGGCGAUCAACUCAUCUGGACUCAGACAUAUGAAGAAGCUUUACACAAAUCCAGGACAAGCAAUAAACCCUUGAUGAUUAUUCAUCACUUGGACGAAUGCCCACACAGUCAAGCUUUAAAGAAGGCAUUUGCUGAAAAUAAAGAAAUCCAGAAAUUGGCAGAGCAGUUUGUCCUCCUCAAUCUAGUUUAUGAAACAACUGACAAACACCUUUCUCCUGAUGGCCAGUACGUCCCCAGGAUUAUGUUUGUUGACCCAUCCCUGACAGUUAGAGCCGACAUCACUGGAAGAUACUCAAAUCGUCUCUAUGCUUACGAACCUUCGGAUAUGGCUCUAUUGCUUGACAACAUGAGGAAAGCUCUCAAGUUCCUGAAGACUGAAUUGUAG
Globicephala melas (long-finned pilot whale) is the source of this 528-nucleotide messenger RNA. It is a transcript of the gene AGR2, whose product is annotated as anterior gradient 2, protein disulphide isomerase family member. NCBI's taxonomy places the organism in Eukaryota, Metazoa, Chordata, Mammalia, Artiodactyla, Delphinidae. Gene Ontology annotation, molecular function: dystroglycan binding. The record is from RefSeq and is a predicted model, not a curated record. Gene Ontology annotation, cellular component: endoplasmic reticulum.